CCAGGUAACGAUCCACAACAUCAAUAUCAAGCACCAGGCAAGACUGACGUCCGUGGUGAUUGUCCAACUUUGAACACUUUGGCAAAUCACGGUUAUUUGAGUAGAGAUGGUAUCACAAGCUUUGCUGAAGCUGCAAAUGCAAUUCAAACUGCUUAUUCAAUGUCUUUCGAUAUUGCAGUCUUCCUUUCCGCAUUAGGAUUAUUGUCAGGUGGUGAUCCAAUCACGGGUAAAUACUCUAUCGGUGGACAAGAUUCUCGUGUACCAAACACCAUUGGUCCCGCUUAUGGUAUCGACCGUCACGGUUUGUUCGAAUUGGAUGCUUCGAUCAGUCGUGGUGAUGCUUACUUUGGUGACAACCAUAGCUUGAACUUGACACGUUGGGACAAAUUGGUCAGUGAUGCAAACACCUACGGAGAUGGCUUAUUCACAAUCGAGGCUAUGAAACGUAACGCUGCAGACGCCGUUGACGAAAGCCGUAAUACAAACCCUGAAUUUGCUUUCGGUGGUGACUUUGCAGUUAUUUAUGCUACAAGAGCACUUUUGUCUCGUCCACUUCCAAACGGUACAAACCCAGACGUUCCAGAUUAUAAGAACAUUGCACCUUUCUACCUCGAUGAAGCUUUCCCUGAGAAUUGGUACAGAAUUCCAAACUCUUAUUCUCUCGUCGAUCUUCUUGGCGAUAUUGGUUCUUUGUUCUUAUUCAAGCCUCAAGUUCCAGGUAGAAACGUAAACGGUCGCUAUGUCCCAAUC
Molecule: messenger RNA, 750 nt
Organism: Meira miltonrushii
Lineage: Eukaryota; Fungi; Basidiomycota; Exobasidiomycetes; Exobasidiales; Brachybasidiaceae
Product: Cloroperoxidase
Exons: 1
Molecular function (GO): peroxidase activity
Source: RefSeq, a predicted model, not a curated record